AAAGCCCAGGAUGGCAAAUAGACAUUUUCUAAGAAAGUGCGUUCCAUGGAAGAGCAGAGAACACAACCUUGACAUCGUCGCUAAGCCAUACAUUAAAGUCCAAACGUGGCCGACUUAACCAAACUUCCCCUUUCUCUCUCUCUCUCUCUCUCUCCCUUUGAAAAGAGAAUUCAAUCCACCGCAACAUUGUCCUGGCCUGGCCUUUUCCACGGAACUUUCACACGAAAUCCCUCAAGCCGCUGUAGAUUUGCUUACCUAACAACUUUCGUGUCCUUUUCCGCUGUUGGGUCUCGCCGGAAUUUAGGAAACUCGGGCUCUUUCUUGUUUCCAUCGAUCAAACGGGUCCGAGUAGCUUGUUGUAGCUAGGCAAUGGAUGCUGAAGCAGAGAAAGUCUAUGUUGCUAUUGGGAAUGAUUUACAAGAUGGAUUCAAGACCUUGGAGUGGGCGCUUAGGAAAUGGAAUUCUCUUCCGAUCUCCAUCGUCAUUCUCCAUAUAACUUACAACAUGUCCAUGGAUUUUGUUUACACCCCAUUUGGGAAGCUGCCGGCAAGCGUUGUGAGUGAAGAGAAACUAGAAGUUCUUAGGAGGUUCGAGCAAGAAAAGAUUGAUAAGUUCCUUUCCAAGUACAUAGCUUUCUGUGGCAAGGUAAAGGCUGAGAUAUUGAAAGUCGAGAAAUAUGAUGAACCUAUUCAGAAGCUCAUUCUAGAUUUGAUUUCUGGCCUCCAAAUAACCAAACUAGUCAUGGGGUUUACAUUCAUGAAGUCCUCAUCGUGGAAAUCAAAGAACACGAUUAGUCGGUCAUUUUACAUUCAUCAGCACAAGCCCGAAUUUUGUGAAUUUUACAUAAUUUGUGGAGGAAAGCAGGUGUUCCUCAGAGGACACAAUGAUGAAGGAACCAUGGAAGAUGAUGAAGGAGUUAUGGCUGCAAAUAUGAGAGAAAAGGCUUCUCUCAGAGGUUGGCUUGGAAGACUGUUUGCCGAUACUCCAGAUAGAAAUUCUCGUAGCUCAUCCACUUUGCAGUCACCCAAUUCACAAAAUGAGUGGGAAAGUCAUGCCCAAGAAAUUGAAAGCUAUUUCCAGCAAUUGUUGUCUUCAGAUUUUGAUGGAGAUGAUCCUGCCCUGGAGAAUGACGGUUUCCAGAUCAGCCCAGAGUCAGAUAUGUCGGAAAACACUUAUGCCAACAUGAGUCCCAGAGAAAAAAUCGAAUCUCUAAGAAGUAAAAUCAGUGAAGCCCAGCAGGAAAUCCAGUUGAAGAGAAAAGAAGCCAAGGACAACAUUGAAAAGCAUGCAAAAGCUAAAUGGGUCAUUUCUUUAAGCAUUCAUCGGGCUGAAGAACUUGAAGCUGGGAUAAAAGAGGAGGCUAAAAAUCGAUCAGAGUUGGAGAAAGAAUUAGAUGCUGAAAAAGAACAGAUGAACGAAGUAAUAAACGACAUUGAAGAAAGCAAGAGCAGGCUAAGCUCACUUUUACAGCUCCAAACCGAGCUCUCUAGCAAGCUUCAGAUGUCCACAUUGGCAAAGACACACUCAGAGACCCAGCUGGAAAAGCAAGUGACGACAAGGGCGGAGAUGGUUAGGGAGAUCGAGGAGCUGCGGCGGCAGAGAGAUGUGCUCAACCGGAGGAUUGAGUUUUGCAGAGAAAAAGACGCCAUUGGAAUGGCUACAAAGCUUGAUGAAUUGAGAUGUGGUUUUAGGGAGUACACGGCCGAGGAGAUCAGAUCAGCCACUGGGGAUUUUUCAGAGAGUACGAGGUUGAAAUCUGGAGGGGACUGGACCAAUGUGUAUCGAGGGCGCAUGAAGCAUGGCACAGUUGCAGUCAAAAUGCUCACUUCAACCUCUGACAUAUCCCAAGAAGUUUUCCAAGCUAAGGUGGAUCUACUUGGCAAUAUCCGACACCCGCAUUUGGUUGCCAUGAUUGGCUUGUGUUCCGAGCUAAAAUGCAUUGUGUUUGAGUACAUGCACAAUGGUAGCUUACGAGACGUGUUAUCUUCCUCCCACACCCGCAGAAGCUCUGGGCAAAGAAACCGGGCCCUCGGGUGGCAGGAUCGGAUCCGAAUUGCCACCCAGGUUUGCUUGGGCCUGAGCUUCCUCCACUUGGUCCGGCCCAGGCCCAUUGUUCACGGCAGCCUCACCUCCUCCAACAUCCUCCUUGAUCGCAAUCGUGUGGCAAAGAUCAGUGGUUAUGGGCCCUCAGAGGCCCAUGAUGAAUGCGACGUGGGAGUGGAUAUUCGGGGUUUUGGGGGUGUAAUGCUACAUCUUCUAACGGGGAGAAACUGGGCCGGUUUGGUUGAGGAGGCAAUGGCAAUGGGCAGUGCAGGGCUGGCCCAGGUUCUGGAUGAGGUGGCUGGAGAUUGGCCGUUGGAUCUGGCAGAGGAGUUUGCGGGGUUAGGACUGAGGUGUUUGUCCAAUACAGGGUUGAGCAUGACAAGGGUAAUGGAAGAGCUGAACAAGAUGAAGAACAAGAGUGAUGAGGUAAUGGGAAGAGGCGGAGGAGGAGGAGGAGGAUCUGGGCCUGUCAUCAAUGGAGGUGACUCAUAUGAUAUACCCAGAGCUUUCCUCUGCCCCAUUUUUCAGGAUAUAAUGAAGAACCCGCACGUGGCAGCGGAUGGAUUUUCAUAUGAGCAAGAAGCAAUAAUGGAAUGGCUAGAAAGGGGGCGUCAUACGUCACCCAUGACAAACUUACGUCUCAACCACACACAGCUCUCCCCCAACCACGCCCUUCGUUCCCUCAUUGAGGAUUGGCAAAAUAACAUUUUCACUACUGCCUCCCUACAACUCUAAACCCUUUUUUUUUUGGGUCCCUGCAAUGUUGUUGAAGAGAGAAGAAAAAGCACACGGACCACCUCUUCAUAGUGACUACGAGAGCACCAUAAAUAAAUAAGAUUUUACUUUAGAUUGGUUAAAUGAGAUGCAAAAACUUUGUUAUGUAUGACUACCUUACGCUCUAUCGCAUUGCAUGGUGACAUUGCUAUGUCAGCCUAAAAACAAAUUUGUCCAAAUGAAUUCCUCUUUGUUGUUAUUAAGAAGUGGCCACAUAGUCACCCCUAAUUACUCCUUUCGGAAUAAGGGUCGAGGGUAGUGCCAAACAAAAGAAGAUUUGUACAAACUUUGUUGGCCGACGUAAAUCUAAAAGAUAGAUCUAUAGGGUCUUUGAAAGAA
Messenger RNA from Corylus avellana, 3156 nucleotides. RefSeq names its product U-box domain-containing protein kinase family protein. Gene Ontology annotation, biological process: protein phosphorylation; protein ubiquitination. The record is from RefSeq and is a predicted model, not a curated record. Lineage: Eukaryota; Viridiplantae; Streptophyta; Magnoliopsida; Fagales; Betulaceae. Gene Ontology annotation, molecular function: protein kinase activity; ATP binding; ubiquitin-protein transferase activity.